Molecule: messenger RNA, 2600 nt
Organism: Budorcas taxicolor (takin)
Lineage: Eukaryota; Metazoa; Chordata; Mammalia; Artiodactyla; Bovidae
Gene: CNOT7
Product: CCR4-NOT transcription complex subunit 7
Exons: 7
Coding region: 232-1089 (285 amino acids)
Cellular component (GO): CCR4-NOT complex; CCR4-NOT core complex; P-body
Molecular function (GO): nucleic acid binding; poly(A)-specific ribonuclease activity
Source: RefSeq, a predicted model, not a curated record
CCUUUCCCCCUUGCCGGGCGAGCGGUGUCUAUGGGGCACCCGCUGCUGCCCCCGCCGCUACCGCCACCGCCGCUGCCGCCGCUGGGUGCUGUCUCUAUGGCGAGAAGGAGGAGGAGGAGCGCGAGCUCAGCGACACAAGUACACAAAUAAAGGAUAAAGUAUUUACGAAACAAAUCUUCAAUCAAGUAUAACAUUUUGAUGCUUGGCAGCUAGACUCCUUGUGCCCUCACUAUGCCAGCAGCAACUGUAGAUCAUAGCCAAAGAAUUUGUGAAGUUUGGGCUUGCAACCUGGAUGAAGAGAUGAAGAAAAUUCGUCAAGUUAUCCGAAAAUAUAAUUAUGUUGCUAUGGACACCGAGUUUCCAGGCGUGGUUGCAAGACCCAUUGGAGAAUUCAGGAGUAAUGCUGACUAUCAGUACCAACUGUUGCGGUGUAAUGUAGACUUGUUGAAGAUAAUUCAGCUAGGACUGACAUUUAUGAAUGAGCAAGGAGAAUACCCACCAGGAACUUCAACUUGGCAGUUUAACUUUAAAUUUAAUUUGACGGAGGACAUGUAUGCCCAAGACUCUAUAGAGCUGCUCACAACAUCUGGUAUCCAGUUUAAAAAACAUGAGGAGGAAGGAAUUGAGACCCAGUACUUUGCAGAACUUCUUAUGACAUCAGGAGUAGUCCUCUGUGAAGGGGUCAAAUGGUUAUCAUUUCAUAGUGGUUAUGACUUUGGCUACUUAAUCAAAAUCCUGACCAACUCUAACUUGCCUGAAGAAGAACUUGACUUCUUUGAGAUCCUUCGAUUGUUUUUUCCUGUCAUUUAUGAUGUGAAGUACCUCAUGAAGAGCUGCAAAAAUCUCAAAGGUGGUUUACAGGAAGUUGCUGAACAGUUAGAGCUGGAACGGAUAGGACCACAGCAUCAGGCAGGAUCUGACUCAUUGCUCACAGGAAUGGCCUUUUUCAAAAUGAGAGAAAUGUUCUUUGAAGAUCAUAUUGAUGAUGCCAAAUAUUGUGGUCAUUUGUAUGGCCUUGGUUCUGGUUCAUCCUAUGUACAGAAUGGCACAGGGAAUGCAUAUGAAGAGGAAGCCAGCAAGCAGUCAUGACAUGAAAUAGUUCUCUUAUUUUUAUUUUAUUUGAGAUACACACAUGCUUGUAUAUAGGUUUUAUCUCUGGUUGAAUCCCUUGGACAGUAGACAUUACUUUUUUUUUUUCUUCAUAGCUUAUUUUUCUGCCUCUCAGCACUAAGUAUCUACCAUUCCUAUCUCAGAUCUUAAUAAAUAGAAAAGUAUUCAGGUUCAAUCCGGCCUUAAAUACACUUGUUAGUAGGAGUGUGUGAGUGGGGAAAGCUACACGGUAUUGAAUACUUUGAUAAACUUCACCUACUUGAGCUUGGUUUGUUUUUUCCCGUUCCUAAAUUAACUAGCACUGACUGUAAUUUAUUUCCCUGUUUCAUGUCUCCCUUCCAUUCUGCAGGAGUUUUAGCUAUUUGAGAUUGUGGACCAUCAAUUUUGCACUUUAGAGAGUGAUUCUGACUCAAAUCCUCUGUUUUAUCAGCAGUUUUGGUUUUCCUUGCUCUUAGCUGGAAAAAUGACCAUCUGCCAACUUUUACCAUAUUUACUUGUUUUUGACCCAUGGAAUAUAGCACAUGCACUGUGCAAAUGGUUGAAUCAGCAGGACAACAAAAAAGAAAAGACAAAAAACUACUGAGGAGCUUAGUAACUGCUGUUUCUGUGCGUAGUAGUUAACCUUCCAAGCACAUCUAGUGUCUGUCAGUUUCUAAUUGGCAUGUGUGUAGGCUGCUCUGUGACUGAAGUGUUUUUCAAACCAGCUUUACACCCUUCAGGAAAAAUCCUUUGUGAUUGGACAUUUAAUGUCUGCCGGGAAACUGGUACCCAAGAUGUUGAAGCUGCAGUUAUUUUAUGAUAGCACACUUCCCUUAUCUGCUUCUUUUUAUUCCAUCUCUGUUUACCCUUUUUUUAAAAAAUUUUAUAGCCAUAUUUACAAUGCUCUUGAUUUGUUGACUCCACAAAUCAAUUUCAUUCAAAUCCAAAGAUUGCCAAGUCUUUAGGUAUAUUUUGUACCAAAUUAAAUUACAAAAAAAUUCGAGCUUUCAUAGUUGCUACAAAGAUAAAUAAUGGAGAAAUUUGGUGCAAAACAACAUAAUACAAAAUUAUAUAUUUAUUAGCUAUAUACAGUAUAGCUAAUAAAACUACCUGAGGAGUGUAAUGCUUGUUUAUUUUUUUGUGUAUAUCUUUGCAAUCUAUUUUAUAUAUAUUGACAAAAGAGACUGUGAAAUAUUUAGCCAUGUGGAAUAUGUGACCAGACCAGAGCAUGCGUAGGAAGGCAUUUUGGUAAUAAUUAACUGCCCUGAAGUGACGGACUACAAGUUAUGAUGUGUGUCAUCUGCACUUCAAUCAGUAAUAUUAGCAAAUCUCCAAACGUUAGCCACAUUAGUUUGUUUCCCUUGUACAUUCUUUAUUCAUGAUACUUCAAUGCUGUAACUGGGUGGUCCUUUUUAAACAAAACAUUUGCAAAACAGAGGGAUUAUUUGUUUUUAAAGCUUUUGUAAAUAAAGGCUUCAGAAAUGUUUUCUUAUAUAUGUUGGUGACUGGUA